This is a messenger RNA of Linderina pennispora, 2148 nucleotides long. RefSeq lists its product as uncharacterized. Gene Ontology annotation, biological process: protein phosphorylation. The record is from RefSeq and is a predicted model, not a curated record. Lineage: Eukaryota; Fungi; Kickxellomycota; Kickxellomycetes; Kickxellales; Kickxellaceae. Gene Ontology annotation, molecular function: protein kinase activity; ATP binding. The transcript has 7 exons. The coding region runs from base 1 to 2148 and encodes 715 amino acids.
AUGCACUGGGUCCUCUACUCGCUGCGCAAGCCAGACAACACAGCAAUACCGUUCCGCGUCCACAAGCGUCUGGUUAUGUCACCGAUUGGCGAACCGCUGGAAACCGUCGAGUCUGUCCACGAGCUCAUUGUUGUGCUAGGCGAUGCGAUGCGCUGCCACACCGAGGUUCUGCAGCGGUGCAACAUCCUCCACCGCGACAUCUCAGACAACAAUAUCCUUGUCGUGCGUGAGGAGGGCAGACCAGUGCGUGGGCUAUUGGUAGAUUUCGACAAUUCUCUGGAUAUGGAAAAGGAUAAUGGCGAAACCCUCUGCAUCGGCACCAAGCGGCCGCUUUCGGACCCCGACCAGCCAGGCAUCGACCUGCAAAUAUACCCACCCAAGAGGGUGUGCACUUCUCGUGUGAGUGACACCAGCAAAACGCUCAACCCCAGCACCAAGAGAAAGUUCACAGAUGAUGACAGUUCGCUCGAUGAUGAUGACCAUGACUCGUUGGUGUUGCGUACCCGGAUUAUUGCCCGCAAAACUGACAGCCAUUUACGCGCAAAGAAGCGCCAGGCCACAAGAAACAAGACUGUGGGCAGACGAGUUGAACGAGUCUUCCAGUUCCACAGUAUCCUCAGCACCGAUGAUGACGGCGACGACGAGACAGACACUGAGGCAGACAUGUGGGUCAAGACGCGGCUCAUCAGAGAUGCAGAUGCAGUGCUCGACAUCGCAAAACCGCGGAGUGCUGCCGGGAGAGUGCUUGUCAGCAACAUUUCCAAGCACAUCUCAGCUGAGCUAGAGCAUCGGCUCAACACAGCUAGCACAUACGCAAUAGCUGACACCAGCAAAACCCAGUUGGCUUCGGAAGCGCCCAUGCAAAACAACAACUAUCGACAACUGCUGCUCUCCGACACAACAUAUACCAUGGGCAAGGAUGAGCACAGCGCAGCCAUCGCCAAUGCAUUUGCAGGAGGCAGCAGUAUCGAGCCGCUCAACAGCUUCUGCUAUGAUGAUGCAUUCGCUGUCAUCGAGGCACGACCAGGCAAAACUCGGCGCACCAUUGACAAGGCAUAUGCGCAGCUGAUGCAGAGCACACGCAGCAUCUAUAAGGCUCAGUUCGACCGGCGCUUUGCUUUUGGCUUGACCGUCUGCGACAAUGAGGUGCGGGUGUGUCUAUUUUCCAAUGACGUGGUCUUCUCGUCCAGCGCUCUUGACAUAUCCACUGCAUUUGGUCGCCAACAGUUCAUCGAGCUGCUAGUUUACUGGUCUCUCUGCGAUGAGGACCAGUUGGGAUUCGACACGACAGUCUACUGGGACAAGGAUAACAACUACGGGACCAUCGAGUGUCCUGACAUAGCAGACGAGUCAUCGUGUUCUGCAGCCACAAAAAUGUACUACUUUGACAAGGUGCUACCAGGAGCAGACAGCCUUUUCGGUCGGCACACGAGGUGCUUUUUGGUGACAGACGAGAGGCCUUCUGGCGACAAAAUCAAGCCCAAGUUUGCUUUGAAGGACACAUGGCCGGAGGCCACAGAGGACCCUGCCAGAGACAGACGAGACGAGGUGAUGUUUAUGCGCAGAAUCACAGAGGAACUUGUGAACUCAGAUGUCGAGGACCUGGUCUAUCCAAGGCUCGAAGCCGGUGGUCGUGUUUCGUUCGAUACUGACGGGGGCCGAUUUGAGGACAACACAAGAAAUGCACUGGGCCCGCUCUACUCAUUGCGCAAGCCAGACAAUACAGCAAUACCGUUCCGCGUCCACAAGCGUCUGGUUAUGUCGCCGAUUGGCGAACCGCUGGAAACAGUCGAGUCUGUCCAUGAGCUUAUUGUUGUGCUAGGCGAUGCAAUGCGCUGCCACUCAGAAGUGCUGCGACGGUGCAACAUCCUUCACCGUGACAUCUCAAACAACAAUAUCCUUGUCGUGCGUGAGGAGGGCAGACCAGUGCGUGGGCUAUUGGUGGAUUUCGACUGCGCAGUGGAUGUAAGUGAGCACCAGGCGCCGAACCCAGAGAAUGUGGGGACAUUCCCCUACAGGAGCAUCAGCAAUCUAUUUGGAUCAAAUGUGGAGCGGACAGAGUUGGACGACUGGGAGUCGCUAUUCUACCUACUAUGUCACUGCGCAACGCACCUGGCGCAUAUGGAAGCAAUGGAGUUUUAUGACUAA